UCUGAUUGGUUAAACGAAUUUCUUCAGCUAUCCAAUCAACUGAUUUUACUGCAUGAAUCAUUGCUUCAAAUAGCCAUUGAGAAUCCUAGGCAUCCCAUCCCUCAUUAGCAAACACCUCUGGGCGCUGCCUAUUUAAUUCGUGCUCCGGGCCCGUUUCGCUUAUUUCUGGUUCUGAAGCGGUCAGCUGAAAUGCCUGAGACAGCGAAACCUGCUUCGAAGAAGGGCGCCAAGAAAACUCUGCCCAAACCUGCGGGCAAGGCAGGGAAGAAGCGCAAGAGGCUGAGGAAGGAGAGUUACUCCAUCUACAUCUACAAAGUGAUGAAGCAGGUUCACCCCGACACCGGCAUCUCCUCCAAGGCCAUGAGCAUCAUGAACUCAUUCGUCAACGAUAUCUUCGAGCGCAUCGGGGGCGAGGCUUCCCGCCUGGCCCAUUACAACAAGCGGUCAACCAUCACCUCACGGGAGAUCCAGACCGCCGUGCGGCUGCUGCUGCCUGGGGAGCUGGCCAAACACGCCGUGUCCGAAGGGACAAAGGCGGUGACCAAGUACACCAGCUCUAAGUAA
Molecule: messenger RNA, 564 nt
Organism: Mobula hypostoma (lesser devil ray)
Lineage: Eukaryota; Metazoa; Chordata; Chondrichthyes; Myliobatiformes; Myliobatidae
Product: histone H2B 1/2-like
Exons: 1
Coding region: 190-564 (124 amino acids)
Cellular component (GO): nucleosome
Molecular function (GO): protein heterodimerization activity; structural constituent of chromatin; DNA binding
Source: RefSeq, a predicted model, not a curated record